This is a messenger RNA of Closterium sp. Naga37s-1, 600 nucleotides long. NCBI's taxonomy places the organism in Eukaryota, Viridiplantae, Streptophyta, Zygnematophyceae, Desmidiales, Closteriaceae. The record is from the annotation of a GenBank genome assembly.
AUGAAGUUUGACAGAGCCUCCAAGGGCAACCUUGUGCCUCGCCUCGCCCCCCUCCCUCAAUUGUACCCCCACCAACCCCUCUUCUCCGCCUCCCCCCAGGCGCUCUACCGCAUGGAGUUUGACGGAGCCUCCAAGGGCAACCCGGGGCGGGCAGGGGCGGGGUCAGUUCUGAGAGACGAGCGUGGCUACGAGCUGGUAUGCAUGAGGGAGGGCGUGGGGCACGGCACAUGCAACAUGGCAGAGUACCGCGCGUUCAUAGGGGGGUUGGAGCUAGCACUGGCUCUCGGCAUCACAAGGCUACACGUGCAAGGGGACUCUAUGCUCGUGGUCAUGCAGGUGCAGAACAAAUGGAAGGUGAACGCCGAGAUGCUAAGGGAGCCGUGCAAGCGAGCACAGCAGCUGGUGUGCCGGUUCAGAGAGAUCGCCAUCCGCCACGUGCCCAGGAAUCCCACGUGCUCCAUCACCUCCCUCACCACCGCUUACCACCCCUCUACGUCCCUCAUCAUCGCUUGUCACCCCUCACCACUUCCCAGGAGUGGAACCAGUUGGCGGAUCGACUCUCCAAUGAGGCAGUUCCUCUCGCAGAGGACGAGCGGGUGA